GUUUCCUGUUUUCUCCUAUCUUUCUCUCUCUUAAUUCGCCGUUGCAGUUACGAAGGUAGGUACAGUUAGAGAGAGAGGGAAAAUUAAAUUAAAAAAUAAAACUAAAAUGAGUGACCAACCGAUUACUACUGAAGACCCUAACGACUUUACUUCACCCGACGCCGCAAUAACUACCGUUACUGCCGUUGAAACCACCGUUAAACGGUCAUCCAGUCGGGUUCGGGGCCCAUGGUCACCUGAAGAAGAUGCUAUUCUUAGCGAACUUGUUAGUAAAUUUGGGGCCCGGAAUUGGAGUCUUAUAGCCCGUGGAAUUCCGGGUCGCUCCGGGAAGUCUUGCCGUCUUCGUUGGUGUAAUCAACUUGAUCCUUGCGUCAAACGCAAACCUUUUUCUGAAGAAGAAGACCAGAUUAUCAUUUCGGCACAUGCAAUUCACGGAAACAAAUGGGCGUGCAUUGCAAAACUUCUGCCAGGAAGAACAGAUAAUGCUAUCAAAAACCACUGGAAUUCAACUCUGAGGCGAAGAUAUGACUUUGGCAAGUCAAUGGGAGAGGCGAGCACUGAUAGAAACAAGGAUUCCUCUGAAGAAACCAUUUCAGGGGAAACCAAUUCUUUCAAGGCUGUUGAUGGAAGACAAGAUCUAAAACAAGACAUAAAUAUGAUGGAUAACCAAUGUGACCAAUCCGAAUGUCAGGCUUCACCCAUCCGGAGUUUACACCCAUAUACACAACCAGAAAUCCAACCUCAAAUUAUGCAUCCAAGUCAUCACUAUGUCAUUGCCCAUCCUCCCGUUUUUCCUUAUUUCGUCAAACCUACACCCGUAGAACCUCCUACUCUCUCUCGUCCGGUUGCACGCAUUGGUGCUUUUAAUAUGUAUCAACCUCCGUCUGAAUCAACACCCACCGCUCCACCUCCAAGGCCCGUUCCUGUGCAGGGUCCUUUAGUGAAUGCCUUCCCCGACUUUGGUGUCUCCAAGUUUCUUGAAGGAAUCCAAUGCGAGCCCAUUAUCCCAUCACGAUGUGGUCAUGGAUGCUGCUCUAGUCCAACUGGUAUUGAAUCCCGAACCUCAUUGUUAGGGCCUGAAUUCGUUGACUAUGAAGAGCCUCCUUCCUUCUCAAGCCAUGAGUUAGCCGCGAUAGCUACUGAUUUAAACAAUAUAGCAUGGAUCAAAAGCGGACUAGACGGAUGUGCUAGGCAAACAGAGGCUCCACUGGAGAGAAAAGACUCAGAUAACUCGAAGCAAUGCAUACAGAAGACUAACAAUGCACAUUUCGAUGGAGGACGGACUAAACUGAUGGGCAUGAUGUCAGAAGUGAUAUCUACUCAGAUACCGAGACAAACCGUCACAUUGCCAGCUGAAGUCGGGGUAUGAAAUGGAUACAAUCGUUCUAUGAUCGCAGUCGCACUGAUUUUUUGUAUAAGUAUCGUACAUGUUACGGUGAGAUUUGUGAGGUGAAAAUGAUGAUGAGGCUAUUUUUCUUAUCUAUAAUCUAUGAUGAUAUCCCCAGACCCUGAUCAUAAUUUCCUAUGAGCGGAAUACACCGUAUAUGAUAAUGAUAAUCUAUACUGAUAUACAAAAAGUGUGAGACUCUACUCAAAUUUUGGUCCCUAAUACAUGAAUGCUCUUGCUUUGAAUAUGUUAGAAGCUUUGGAGUUAUUCUGGGAGAACUAAAAUCAGUUAAUCAGUUAUAGUAAUGGUUUUUUAUAAGUACAUGUAAAUUUUUCUCUCAUAAGAGAUGGAACUGUGAAAAUUUUGGAUAUUGAGAUACAAUAAAUAAUUAAGUAGUAAUCUUUU
This is a messenger RNA of Amaranthus tricolor (Joseph's coat), 1792 nucleotides long. Its product is annotated as transcription factor MYB25-like. Gene Ontology annotation, biological process: regulation of DNA-templated transcription. NCBI's taxonomy places the organism in Eukaryota, Viridiplantae, Streptophyta, Magnoliopsida, Caryophyllales, Amaranthaceae. The transcript is spliced from 2 exons. The coding region runs from base 107 to 1369 and encodes 420 amino acids. The record is from RefSeq and is a predicted model, not a curated record. Gene Ontology annotation, molecular function: DNA-binding transcription factor activity, RNA polymerase II-specific; RNA polymerase II cis-regulatory region sequence-specific DNA binding. Gene Ontology annotation, cellular component: nucleus.